Molecule: messenger RNA, 441 nt
Organism: Solanum verrucosum
Lineage: Eukaryota; Viridiplantae; Streptophyta; Magnoliopsida; Solanales; Solanaceae
Product: MLP-like protein 43
Exons: 2
Coding region: 1-441 (146 amino acids)
Biological process (GO): defense response
Source: RefSeq, a predicted model, not a curated record
AUGGGCUUAAAAGGUAAAUUGAUUGUUUCAUUGGAAGUAAAGUGUGGAGGACACUCGGUUCAUGAUAUUUUCCACACUAAUACCCAUCAUCUACCCAAUAUAAGCCCUAGCAGACUCAAACAUUUCGAGAUUCAUGAAGGUGAAAUUGGAAAAAUUGGUUUGGUUGUUAGCUGGAAAUAUUAUGAAGAUGGAAAAGAAAUGUUUUGUAAGAGUGUGGUCGAAGCCAUCGAUCCUCCGAAGAAUUCAAUCACUUGGAAAGCGAUUGAAGGACAACUUUUAGAGUUGUAUAAUUCUUUCACUGCUAUUACAUCUUGUGAAGAUUGGACUACAAUUGCACUUGUGUACGAGAAGAAAACUGAAGAUACCCCAGAACCCCUAGCUUUCUUGUAUUAUUUCGUUGGUCUCACCAAGGAUGUUGAAGGUCACAUUCUCAAGAAAUAG